Messenger RNA from Ornithodoros turicata, 958 nucleotides. RefSeq lists its product as uncharacterized. The transcript has 7 exons. Bases 25 to 912 code for a protein of 295 amino acids. Lineage: Eukaryota; Metazoa; Arthropoda; Arachnida; Ixodida; Argasidae. The record is from RefSeq and is a predicted model, not a curated record.
UACAGCGGUGACGACAAGAAGAAGAUGAUAGUGUUACUGGUGCUUGGCAUCGCUCUUAUGGCGGUUGGCGGCGGAGGCAUGCAUACGCAACGGGCGCUUUUGGUGGAGGAGGAUCCAGUGACAGCGAUGAUGACGGCGGCAACGAGAGUUCACCUGACGUUCCCUAUGACGUUAGCGGUGGUGGUGCCUCCAGCAGUGAUAGUCAGCCACCGAUUCCGCCACCAACGCCACCCCAGAUUCAAAGCGGUACAGAAGAGCAAGAACCCGGACUAUGGUUCCGUUGUCAUUGGAAUUCGAGGAAAAUACGGCCUGGCACCGAGCUUCGGUUCCUGGAUUCAAGCUGUUAAAGACAAAGGGUACGACAUCAUUGUGCUUCAUACUCACAUAAGUAGUUGGAACGUCACUGCAAUGACCGGAACAUCAGGUGCCAGCAUUUGGACAAGCACAACCUAUGUAUACGCUUCCAUGAUGAACGCCAUUGGCGCUCUCAGUCCAACUGCUUUUUCUACCAACGCAACAGUCAUGCUGAGUCUAACCAUGGGCGUCCAGACUUUCCAGAUGAAGAAAACUGAUGGCGUCACUCAGCUGAACAUAAAGCCAUUGAGCGCUACUAUGAGCACCUUUGCAGAGACAUGUGCUUCAGGUUUGACGGCCAAAACUGAGGAUCCGAACUCUCACUUCAUGAUCACUGGAAGUACUACGACACACGUCCAGUACAUUUACGACAGCAGUGAAACCAUAAAGACGAAGGGUAACCUCGCGAAAGCAGAGAUAGGGAAGAAAGCGAUAAAAGUAAAGCGAGGCUGGGCCAUCUUCGACGUUGAACUUGACGACCCAGUAAACUUCUGCAAGAAGUCACGCUCCUUUGACAGGCUAAUAGAAGUGGCGACCGCCUUGGGCAAGACGCGCUGAUCGGCUCAUUUCGGCGAGGCUUAAUAAAGUUGGAAUGGUUCAGUUU